Mytilus californianus (California mussel) is the source of this 3781-nucleotide messenger RNA. RefSeq lists its product as uncharacterized. The coding region runs from base 982 to 3636 and encodes 884 amino acids. The transcript has 2 exons. Lineage: Eukaryota; Metazoa; Mollusca; Bivalvia; Mytilida; Mytilidae. The record is from RefSeq and is a predicted model, not a curated record.
UAUUCAUAUACUUUAUGGUUCGAUGUAUUUGGCAUGAAAUUCAUUUUCUGAAAUUGUCUGAAAAAUAUUUAACCAAGUCCUUGGUCUGUUUGUAUGCAUGGGGAUCUGUAAUGUGCUUAUGGUAUAAAAAGACGAUAUGAUUAGCUCCCAAUACUGGACAAAAGUCGGGUUCCGGGCCCAUGCAAGUUAAACAAGCUUAUAUUUUAGUUUCCAUGUCUCACUUUCACAAAUAGAAAAGUUAAAAAGACUCCGAUCAAAAUGUACUUUAUUUCUAUUGUAAGGCCCCUUGUCGAUUAAGAUUAUGAUCGAUUCGAAAUUAAGGUAUCUGUAUACACACUCCUUUCCCACCAGCGUUUUUCUUAUCAUGAUUCAUAUUUUUUAAGAAAUUAUAGAUCAUAUUGUUACAGGCAAAUUGGAGAGCCGGUAUUUCAUUUGUAAUUUGAUUCCAAUUAAUUACUAAUUUCCGUGUAAUGGUACAACUAUAUAAAUAUCCAUGUACUAUUACUGUCAGUAGAACAACUAAUAUCAUAAUGCAUACAAGUAAACUCGUAUAAAUGGAUAUGUAUACAGGUUAAAAGAUAACCAAAUUAAUAAUAUUUAUCUGCAUGCGUAACAGGAUAACAUUCACUUCAAAUAUGAAUAAAAGGAAUCAUGGAGAAAACAUCAAUGAGACAGAAACCCAAAAACAAAAAUCACCACAAGAUAUCGAAAAUAGACAUAUACAAGUCUUCAAGUACAGUUUACUCUGCUAAGGCUGAUACUUUCUAGUAAAUGCACCAUACAUCUAUUCUUUUACAAUAUUCUUCUGAAUUGUCGGAUAUCAUUAUGUGGGAAUUUUUAUGCUUUGUGUAUGCAACAUUGCAUUAAAAAAUAUUGUUUCAGAAAAUUUACAAACUUACAAUACUAUAAGUAUACUACAUGUACAGUGAUGUAGGUGUAAUUGACAUUUCAUUUUUUCCCUUUUGAACAGUCAAACACAAAAUGUCUGCUAAAAAGAAACUGGAAUUUAACAGAAAACAGAAACUCUUAAAACGUCGACAACAAAAACUGGCCUCAUACUACAAAAACAGAAGUAAAAAAAAUGCUGAGUAUAUGUACACAAAUACAAAAGAAGCAACAAAAAAGAGAGCAUACAGGGCAAAAAAGGCCGAAAAAAAGGAAAAGGAAAAUACAAGAAAGAGAAAUUACAGACAAGCUAUGAAAAGCAAACACAUAACUCAAAAUACAUUAGACGACAGGGAUAUUUUUAAAAAUGUGUUUAAUAACAGGACUACUAAACACAGAGCCAUUAAGAGAUUGAAGAACGCACUACCAAGAACACCGAAAAGAAGAUCGGCUACUCUCGCUGCUUACCUUCAGCAUACAAAAUCUCCAGCAGUUGAGAUUCUAAGACAGGCGGAAGUCGUAUCUUCACCAGAAGACCAGAUGGAUAUGGCAAUAGAAAAGGCUGCUCUAGAAGAUAUAAAGACGGCCAUUGAUAGUUGCAAAACAAAGAGAUCAAAAGACUCCGUUACAUCAAUGAACGUUCUUGUAGCAUCCAUUAGUGGUGAAAAGGUUACAGAGACCAGGUGUCGCAAAAAUUUAGCAAAAAAAUUAGGACUACCAGUAAGACGAUUGAGUAGGGGAAACCGAAUCAGGACAACUAUUUUAAAAUCAGAAAAAUCAUGCUGGGCUUAUGUAUGCAGAAAGACCCGCAAAGACGCAUUAUCUGAGGAAACAAAACGACUGGCAUAUAAUUUUUGGAUGAAACCCGGCAUAUCCCGUCCUACAGGUAACAAGGCAGAUGUAAAACGAGAAAGGAUUGGGCCCAAAACAUACUCUAGUCACCAAGUAUAUCUACUUGAAAAAACACAAACCGAGGUAUACAUUGAUUUUACUGCUGAAUAUCCAUGCAUAAAAUUGUCCCAGCGUUCUUUUGAAAAUUGUAAACCGUAUUUCAUUCGUCAAGUGCGUCCGAAAGAUAGACAAACCUGUUGCUGCAGGUACCACGUAGAAACCAAAAGCGCAUUUAAAAGUUGUAUGAAUUUUCGGAAAAAGUUAUUGAACGAGAAUGAUGCAUAUGAUGAAAAUAAUGUUCAUGUUUAUGAUUACAUAAGCGACAUUGUGGAUGUCACAUUAUGUAACAAAGAAGAUAAUGUCCACAAAAUAUCUUGCCUUAAAAGAGAUUGUGGAGAAUGUGGUAUUAACAAACUAGAACUACUGCCAGAGGAAACUGACGAUUUAGAUACUGCACAGAUAGUAAAAUGGGAGAGAUUUGAAAAGGUAGACAUUAAAGUUAAAGGCAACAAAACAAUUAAAAAGUUGGUCCUUGUGAAGAAAGAAACCAAAGCUGUAGAACUAUUUUCACAUUUUUUAGAACUUUUAAAAUCAUUUCCACUACAUCAGCAUAGAGCAACGUGGCAAAACAAACAAUACCAAACACUUCUAACUGAACUUCCACAAAAUCAUUGCGUCUGUGUACAUGACUUUUCAGAAAAUUACCGCUGUACGGAUUUAAAAGAACUUCAAAGUUCAUAUUUUCAAAAGACGGAAGUGUCUAUUCAUGUAACAAUAAUACAUCGCCACGCUUUACUUGAAUAUGACGGUGUUGAGAGUACCUCCGAGUUUCCUGAAAUAAUUACCGAACAUUUUUUUGUGAUAAGUAGUGACCAGCAGCAUGAUCAACAUUUUGUUCAUGAAGUUCGAAAGAAUAUUACAGAGUACUUAAAAUCCAUCUCUUACCCGGUCCAUACAAUGCACGAGUUUACGGAUGGAUGUGCUGCACAAUACAAAAGUCGCCACUGCUUUGGUGAUAUAAGCCGGACCUGUAAGGAUUUUGGAUACAGCAAUUUCACCCGAAAUUAUUUUGAAACCGCACAUGCAAAAGGCCCCCAGGAUGCCGCCGGUGGACUUCUAAAGCGACAGGCAGAUAUAGCAGUCUUACGCGGACGAGCGACAAUACAAAAUGCAUCCGAUUUAUAUAAUUUUGCCGUUAUGAAUAUGACACAAACCAAAUCCGUUUGUAAAAGAAGACUAUUUAGAUUUGUGGAAACAAUCCCGAGGGAUACAAACCUAUCUUACAAACCUGUAACAAACAUAAGAUUAGUACACCAAGUUAUUGUUAGGGAUAACCGUGAUGAAAUUUUAAUCAGGGAACUAUCAUGUUUUUCUUGUGACAAAUGUGCCAGUCAUUUCUAUGAAGAAUGUGAAAACAUUUCAAACACGGGGAGUUUUACGAAAGUAAAAAUGAUUAAUGAAACCCCGAGAGUAGUUGAUAACAAUGAAGUCACAAACCCCGAAAUUGAGAGGGAAGAAUUAUCUGACCUUGUCUCUUCAGGACAAGUCAUUGCCGUUUACACAGAUGACCCGGACAAUGAUUUCUACCUAAUAAAAGUUAUGGAUUGUCCUCACGUUCUUGGUGUCGACACAACAGAUUCGUGGGGCUCCAUAUUGCCAGCUGGGACAAGUGUUAUCAGUGGAUUGUAUUAUGAUAAUAAUGCAUCACCACUAUCAUAUAAACUUGUAUCGAAAAAAAAAGCAAUUGUUCCAACAGAAUCGAUAGUUUAUAUAUGUUCCGAAAUUGACGCCACAAGAAAUAUUCAAUUACAUGAGGACAUUCAUCUCAGCAUUUUACAAUGUAUAAAUGAAUUAAAAUAGUCACAAAUAUAGGUGUUAUUUUUUAUUUUAGUUUUUCAUAUCAUAGUGUUAGCAUUGCUCGUAUUAUAAAUCAAAGUAACGUCGUCAACUUCAUGCAAUAUUGACGUUUUACGUGUAACGUCAAGUGACACCAGUAUUGUGCGUA